Meriones unguiculatus (Mongolian gerbil) is the source of this 3689-nucleotide messenger RNA. RefSeq names its product apoptosis inhibitor 5 (gene Api5). The record is from RefSeq and is a predicted model, not a curated record. Gene Ontology annotation, biological process: negative regulation of apoptotic process. Lineage: Eukaryota; Metazoa; Chordata; Mammalia; Rodentia; Muridae. Gene Ontology annotation, molecular function: RNA binding. The coding region runs from base 152 to 1726 and encodes 524 amino acids. The transcript is spliced from 14 exons. Gene Ontology annotation, cellular component: nucleus.
GGGCCGUGCUGUGCGCGGUGACUGGUGGCGGCCCCGGCGGCAGCUGCCGGCGUAAUAGCGCGGUCGACGGCUUAGAGAAGUUCCGUAGAGGCGGCGGUGGCGCCGACGACGCGUUGGGCAGCGGGAGCGGGCCCGGAACUUGGCGCUCAGCAUGCCAACCGUGGAGGAGCUGUACCGCAACUACGGCAUCCUCGCCGAUGCCACGGAGCAAGUGGGCCAGCAUAAAGAUGCCUACCAAGUGAUACUGGAUGGAGUGAAAGGCGGCACAAAGGAGAAGCGAUUAGCAGCUCAGUUUAUUCCAAAAUUCUUUAAGCAUUUUCCAGAACUGGCUGAUUCUGCUAUCAAUGCACAGUUGGACCUCUGUGAGGAUGAAGAUGUGUCGAUACGACGCCAGGCAAUUAAAGAGCUGCCUCAAUUUGCCACAGGAGAAAAUCUUCCAAGAGUAGCUGAUAUACUGACCCAGCUUCUGCAGACAGAUGACUCUGCAGAAUUUAAUUUGGUGAACAAUGCUCUGUUAAGUAUAUUUAAGAUGGAUGCAAAAGGAACGUUAGGUGGCUUAUUUAGCCAGAUUCUUCAAGGAGAAGACAUCGUCAGAGAACGAGCAAUUAAAUUCCUGUCCACAAAACUCAAGGCACUCCCAGAAGAAGUGCUGACUAAGGAAGUAGAGGAGCUUGUCCUCACAGAGUCCAAAAAGGUCCUGGAAGAUGUGACUGGUGAAGAAUUUGUUCUGUUCAUGAAGAUACUGUCUGGGUUAAAAAGCUUACAGACAGUGAGUGGAAGACAGCAGCUGGUAGAGCUGGUGGCUGAACAGGCUGAUCUGGAACAGACCUUCAGCCCCUCAGACCCGGACUGUGUGGACAGGCUCCUGCAGUGCACGCGGCAGGCUGUGCCUCUCUUUUCCAAAAAUGUUCAUUCUACAAGGUUUGUGACAUACUUCUGUGAACAGGUUCUCCCUAAUCUCAGUACCCUGACUACCCCAGUGGAGGGUCUCGACAUACAGUUGGAGGUAUUAAAAUUGUUGGCAGAGAUGAGUUCAUUUUGUGGUGACAUGGAAAAACUAGAAACAAAUUUAAGAAAACUAUUUGAUAAGUUAUUGGAAUAUAUGCCUCUCCCUCCAGAAGAAGCAGAAAAUGGAGAGAAUGCUGGUAAUGAGGAGCCCAAGCUGCAGUUCAGUUAUGUGGAGUGCUUAUUGUACAGUUUUCACCAGUUGGGCCGAAAACUUCCAGAUUUCUUAACAGCCAAACUGAAUGCAGAAAAGCUCAAAGAUUUCAAAAUUAGGUUGCAGUACUUUGCACGGGGCCUUCAGGUUUAUAUCAGACAACUUCGCUUGGCUCUCCAGGGUAAAACAGGCGAGGCCUUAAAAACAGAGGAGAACAAAAUAAAAGUUGUUGCAUUGAAAAUAACAAACAAUAUCAAUGUUUUAAUCAAGGAUCUCUUCCACAUUCCUCCUUCUUAUAAGAGCACAGUAACAUUGUCCUGGAAACCUGUACAGAAAGUUGAGAUUGGGCAAAAGAGAACCAGUGAAGAUACAAGUUCAGGUUCACCACCCAAGAAGUCUCCAGGAGGACCAAAAAGGGAUGCCAGGCAGAUUUAUAAUCCUCCUAGUGGGAAGUACAGCAGCAAUUUGGGCAACUUUAAUUAUGAGCAGAGAGGAGCCUUCAGGGGAAGUAGAGGUGGCCGAGGUUGGGGAACACGAGGAAAUCGUAGUCGAGGAAGACUCUACUGAGCGUAACAUCACAUUCUUCAGCAUUGUCAUGAGCUUAAUAUUCUUAAAUCUACUACUCAUUGGAUUGCCGGGGAUGUCCCUUUAAAAGGACUGCUGCCUUCAGCUGAAAAAGUAAUGUUCUUUCUACCUUUGUAUGUAUGAUCUACUUUUGUAAAAGACCAUGGUUGUGUUUAAGGUAAAAACCACAGCAAUAUUUUUGGAUGCUUUGUCUGCAACCUUGACUUGUUUUCACAGUAUCCUCAUUAUCCAGACUUCAUCUUGUGAAUCUUGCUUUUACAAAUCUUGAUAAUUUGUUAUUGGGAACUGAGUCUAAUGGAAAAUUCAGUCUAGCUCUUCAUCUGGUAAAGAUCAUCACGUUUAAAAGGUUACUUGUUUUUUCCCCAAUUUGUUACAGUUUUUUGCCCAAUACAUGGAGAAGAGUAAGAAUCAGUCUUAACCUUUUGCUUUCAUUGAUUUCUAAUGAAGCUGCUAGGAAGUGUUGUAGCAUUCCUACCAAGGCUCAAAAAAAAAACACCAGCUUCUUACAGUGUACAAGUGAAGUGAGGGUUUUAGAAGGAAGUAAUUGCUCAGCAUUGUGUCCUUCACUCUUCUCCAUAUUUUGGGAUAUAGCUUUUGAACACAGGGUCUUACUAUUUGAAUAAGAGUACGUGUGCAUAACAUGCAUACAGACAUAAAGCAUGUGUUGGAACAAAUCAAUAUUGUAAAUUCCAGAAAUGGGUCGUCUCACACAGUGAUUGUCCCUUUGAGGCUGAAUCCAUGGUAUCUUGGUAUCUAGGUUUUUGCUCCAAUAGGAAGGAAAUUGAGUCAUUCGUACUUAUAUGAUUAUUGUUUAAAACUAAAAGCAAACAAAGGCUGUUUUUUAGAGGCAAAUUUAAAGACCCUUUUUGGUGAAAUAUAGUCACAUCUGGUGUACAUACAGGUUCCAACAAAAUGUGAUAGUAUAAUUUAGGAUUGGAGACUUAAUAACCAGGGCUACCCAGGAAAGACUUGAUAACAUAGUACCCAUAAGAGUUGCCCACUCAACUCUUUUUUAUUUUAAGUUUGCUUUGCCACUUUCAAAAUUAACUUCUCAGGUUACUAAUCAGAUUAUUGUGUAAAUUAGCCAAUAGUCUUUAGAUUAAAACAACAGAUGGGAGGUUUGUGGAGUGUCUCAUGAUGGGCAUUUUUAGUAGCCCAGACCCUUUGUUCUCUAUUUGAAUGUUUCACAUAUUUUUUUGUUCCACAGUUAAUCUUCCUUCUCCCAAGUUUGCUAUUCAAAUAAGAUAUUCUGAUGGCAUUUCUAGUAGUUGUUGUUUUGUUUUGUGGGGUUUUUUUUGUUUUUGUUUUUGUUUUGAGAUUUUGAUUCCUACACAGGUGUCUUCAUUACCAUCACUUCUACACUGGGAAAAAAGCAAACCCCUUUGUAAGAAUCACUGUACAUAUUUAUGGUGAAAAUAUUUCUAAAAAGUCUAGAAUGAUACAAGUGAGCACAAGAAGUUGGUCAGCUUGACUAUGGAGUGCUGGCAAUAAUCUCUGAACAUUCCACAAGACUGAGCUGAACCUAGGCUCCCUUGGAAUCUGAACAGACAUAGGAACAUGGGAUUGCCCGUUGAAAACUGACCAUCUAGUAUGGACCUCAGAGAUAAAUCGUCCAUGGCCUAAAGCCAUUUCAAGUACAAAAACGAAUUGGACUGUAGCAAUAUAAAUUUGAACACAAUGUAAUUUUUCCCUUCUCUUGUCUGGGUGUAUUUGUAACCUCAGCAGAAGUAACCUGACCUCAUGUCUAAUGCAAAGCUCACGGCAUUCGCCCCUCAUCCCUUUGCUUCCCUUCCCUUGCCUAGGCAAUAGUGCAAAACUUAGUAUUCUUUUUGCUUCAGAAAUUUGAAUGAAAAUCUUCAUGCCAUGAAUCUGCAAGACACCUGUUUAUCCCCUUGUUUAAAUGUAAAUGUUCCCUUAUGCUUUUGAAAUAAAUUUCCUUUUGUAA